AUGGCUUUCGAUUCCAUUCGCGUGCGAGUGAAUAAUCUCACUCCGAAAACAGAUCCUAAACAAUCAUCUAAAAAGUCUUCAGUGAAGACUGAUUCAUCUUCUGUUGCAUCUGUGGCUGUACAGCCUUCUGAGGAACCUACUCCAGCACUUGUGCCUGUGCUCGUCCAAUCUUCAGAUGAGUCUUCCGCGCAACCCGAAUCGUCUGCAAUGCCUGUGCCUGCGCAGCCUUGUGAAGAAUCUUCUGAACCUUCUGAACCCCCUUCUGUAAAACCUGAGACAUCUUUUUCGAAGACUUGUGUUCAAGAUGAAUCAUCUGUUUCGAAGCCUGUCUCUGUGCCUGCUUCCACCCAACCCUUUUCGGAUGUCCCGCAACAGUUAAAACGCUCUGAGGAUGCCCCCAGAAGCCUGAAAAACGAGCCCGAUCUAUGGCUUCGAGCGUACACGGUAUUACAGGAGCAACAACCCGAGCUAAUGAAAGCCUACAAUACACAUCUGGCAUCCUUGCAGCAUGAUCAAGAACAUGGAAGCGGCAUUCUGAAUGAGCGCUCGGUGAAGUUCGUCCUCUGGUUUGACCCAAUUGUCAAGAACGCGGUCAGUACUCAGCCAUACGCAGCACUGGCAUGGUCUGGUGCUUCUUUGCUUCUUCCGGCGCUUGUCAUAUGCCAUCUCUCCAAGAAGCAGCGCUCCCGCGCUUGGGACGACAUGACCAAGUCGAUUGAUUGGGUUGCGAAAAUUACAGAGAUUUCCAAGUUGAGCGAUGACUACAGCAAGCUCAUUGAUCGUUAUGAAGCAACGGAAAUCAGUGACAUUCGGGAUUCCGAGCUGGAGCAGCUGAAUUAUUCCCGGCGUAUCCUCGAAGACCUCCGGGAUCUCGUUGAAGCUACCAGCAAGCAAAGCCAGGCGAACAACCAAGACCAAUAUGAACGAGCCCUUCUCCAAGAUUUUGCGCCUCGCGAUGGAGGCUGGGAAGAUCAUAAAAAUAUCAAUCCAACAAAGGUGAAAGAUACAUGCGAGUGGUUUUUCAAGGACGAAAGAUUCCGCAAAUGGCGCAACACAAACACCUCCACUGUCCUCUGGGUAUCUGCCAGUCCUGGUUGCGGCAAAUCGGUCUUGUCGCGGGCUCUGAUUGAUGAACAACACCUCUAUAGGAGUGUGGCAACCACCGUUUGUUAUUUCUUUUUCAAGGACGGAGCUGAAAGUCGCAUGCACGCCACUGAUGCAUUGUCUGCAAUUCUUCACCAACUGUUCGAGCAUGACACCGAAAAUCAUUUGAUCAAGUUUGCGCUUCCCAGUCAUAGGGCACACGGUCAUAAAUUGUCCACAAACUUCUCUGAGCUAUGGCAAAUUCUCCUGAAAUGCGUUGAGUCGCCAACCACUGGCGAUAUCGUUGUUCUCCUCGACGCCCUAGAUGAAUGUAAGAGUGAAAGUUGGAAGUCGUUGCUGGAGAAACUUGUCGAGUUCUAUUCCCAGCGCCCAUCUGACCAGCCCUCGAAGCUCAAAUUCCUCAUCACCAGUCGCCCAUAUGAUGACAUAGAGCUACAUUUCAGAAGGUUUCUUAAGGCUUCCACUUAUUUUGCAUUUGAUGCAGAUGAAAAUUCCGGUGAAAUCGGCAAGGACAUCGAUAAAGUCAUUGAUGCAAAAAUGGAAAACGAUACAAUUUUUGAGGAGAAAGACCGUCUGUCAAUUGCAAAAAGAUUGAAGAGCAUGGAACAACGCACAUACCUCUGGCUACACCUUACUUUCAACAUAAUUCAAGAAAGUCCCAGUUCAUUUGAACAAUGGGCUGAUUUGGAAGAACUCCUUUCCAGUCUACCUAAAAAGGUAUCAGAGGCAUAUGAAAAGAUCCUCAGCCGAAGCAAGGAUGAAAAACACACAGAGGCUCUUCUUCGGAUCAUGUUGGCUGCGACUCGUCCUCUGACCCUUGGUGAGGCUAACAGAGCGCUCACGCUCGCUCUGAAGCCGAACAAAUGCGGUUCCUACACUGAACUAGUGUCACGCUGUUGGCGCGAAGAAACAUUCCAACAGAAGCGAGAGAAUUUUCUCAUCCACCGUCCACAACAAGGGGAAUGGGGAGGGCGGUUGGAAAUGUCAAGCGCACACGCCGAGAUGGCUCAUGUCUGUCUGCGGUAUCUGUCUUGUCUAGACGAGAGCGAGUUGGCGUUCAUCGAGGAGACUCGCAAGACUUGCGAAAUUCGUGGCAAACCUAAAUCUCGCAUAAGCCGCGAGAUUGGAGAGAAAAUUGACAGAAAGCUUCCUCUGGCACUGUAUUCUGCGCAGCAUUGGAUGGAACAUGGAAAACAUUCCGAGGAUGAAAAACACAUCCAGGACCGCAUCAUGGAUUUUCUUCUCCCGCAAGGGCUGUCUUACUUCGUCUGGGGGAGACUUUUUGAUCCAGAGGAUCCUUGGGACCGCACAACAUUCACAUAUUAUCAGCAGAAAAGCUCAUUGUACUAUGCAUCCUUCGGUGGUCUACAAAAUACAGUCAGCUUGUUGUUGCAGCAGCAACUUCAUGUCAAUGCAGAGGAAGGCGUACUUGAUAAGGCCCUUAACGUUGCAUCCAAAAAUGGCCAUAUCGAUAUCGUGCAGCUGUUGAUAGGAAAAGGAGCUGAUGUCAAUGCACAAAACUUUUUCGGUGUCUCUGCCAUUGAAGCUGCUUCGGCUCAUGGACACAUCGAUCUUGUGCAACUGUUGAUAGAAAAAGGAGCUGAUGUCAAUGCACAAACCUCUUUCGGUGGCUCUGCCAUUGAAGCUGCUUCGACUGAAGGCCACAUCGAUAUUGUGCGGCUGUUGAUAGGAAAAGGAGCUGAUGUCAAUGCACAAACCUCUUCCGGUGUCUCUGCCAUUGAAGCUGCUUCGGCUGAUGGCCACAUCGAUAUUGUGCAGCUGUUGAUAGGAAAAGGAGCUGAUGUCAAUGCACAAAACUAUUCCGGGGUCAUUUGGCUUUACUCCUCUUUAUCUGCUUCCAAAAAGAAUGCCUUACAGUUCCUAUUGGAAAACGGUGCAUAUGUCAAUUCGGCCGGUGAGAGACUUGAGGGCAACAAUGCUCUGAUAGCGGCUUCUGAACGGGGCUACGAGGACAUUGUUCAGCUGCUGUUGGAUAAUGGUGCUGGUGUCAAUUCAAAUGAUGGUUGCUACAAUGCUCUUUUCCGUGCAGCCGAUUGGGGUAACAUAGAAAGCGUGCAGCUGUUGUUUGAUUAUGGUGCCAAUUUCGGCCUGCCUAACAAUCUUCCUGAGCAAGACUUGCCUUUGCAUCCUAUUGGGGAGUACUAUAGUAAUUCCCUCGAUGCUGCUUCUCGUCAUGGCCAUGAAGGAAUUGUGCAGUUGCUGUUGGAAAAAGGUGCGAUCUGGGCAGAUGGAUCAUCCCGGCCUGAUUUCAGUGCAGAUGAUUCCAGUGUACAUGAUGGCGGAAGCCCAUAG
This is a messenger RNA of Penicillium canescens, 3417 nucleotides long. Its product is annotated as ankyrin repeat domain-containing protein. The record is from RefSeq and is a predicted model, not a curated record. The transcript is spliced from 6 exons. Gene Ontology annotation, molecular function: protein binding. NCBI's taxonomy places the organism in Eukaryota, Fungi, Ascomycota, Eurotiomycetes, Eurotiales, Aspergillaceae. Bases 1 to 3417 code for a protein of 1138 amino acids.